UAAAGCCAUGCAAUAAAUCCGGUAAUACACUAGUGUAAUAAAUAUGCAAAUGAGGCAUAUGCGGGGCCGAAUCACUUUAUUUAUGUAUUCAUACGCGCUGUCAAAAAAGUAAAUAAACAUGGCGGACCGUCCGUUAACGGUGGGUGAUUUCGUUCAGAUUGAUGGCAAAGGUGGUGGCCAGAUCACUGAAAAAGUACAAAGAGGUUUUGGGACAUUUUUCAUGGUCAAACUAUGCAAUACUGAAUUCGAGUUUGAAAUAGAACCUGAAAGACUGAAACGUGUGGACUGUCCGGCGCCGGACAAAGUGACCGUGCAGACGACAACUACUCAGCCUACUGUCAAAGCUAAUACCUCCAGAUUCCAGCACGUAAAUAGUGAUGACAUUAACACAUUUAUAGAUCAGCAGUCAAAUAAAAACACUCUGACCAAAACAAUGAAUGAUCUUAAAUUGCUGAAUUCCUUUUUUAAUGAACCCGCGGUUGGAGAGACAAGGUUGCUCCAUGAAAUCCCUGUCAGUGAACUCGCACCACUACUAAGCCGUUUUCUCCUGAGUGUGAAAAAGUCAAACAGCGAGGACUAUGAACCAGGUAGUCUCAGGGGAAUGGUAUCAAGCUUCGACCGACAGCUACGCAGGUACAAUUAUGGAGAGUACAUUGCCACUGGACCUGGAUUUGCUCAGGUACGAGAAGUUCUGAAGAGCAAACAAAAGCAACUUAAGCGAGAUGGCAAAGGAAACCUACCACGCAAGAGUGAGGCCAUCUCUGACGAAGAAUUAUCUGUGUUAUGGGAAAGCAAGCAAAUGGGUGCAAGUACUCCCGAUAGUAUCUUACAAACUCUCUGGUUUUAUAAUACUGUGCAUUUUGGCUUAAGGGGAUGUGCUGAACAUCGUGACAUGUGUUGGGGUGACAUUAAUUUGAAAGAAGAUGAAAAUGGCAAUGAAUAUCUUGAAUUUACUGAGAGACAAACUAAAACCAGAACAGGUGAAAAUCCCAGAGAUGUUCGUACAGUAAGGCCGAAAAUAUGGUGUAACGUUGCAAAUCCUGAGAGAUGCCCUGUCCAAAUAUACAAAUUAUAUGCCAAGAAACGCCCCAGUGGUUACUCUGAACCAACCCAUCCAUUCUACAUAGCUUCAACAACAAAACCCUUACCUUGUGAUGAAGACACCUGGUUCAAACGUAAUCCUGUUGGUAUUAACAAAUUGCAAUCAAUGAUGAAACGUAUGGUUCAGAGCUCAGGAAUUAACACUGAUAAACGGCUGUCAAAUCACAGUGCACGCAAAUACCUUGUUCAAAAACUAAACAAUAACAAUGUUCCAGCAAAUCACAUAAUGCAAAUUUCUGGUCACAAAAACAUAUCUUCUAUUAAUAACUACAGUCACAUCAAUGACAAUCAGCACAAAGAAAUAUCCAAAAUCCUGUAUUCAUCCAGCAGCACUGCACAUCCAAAUCCUGAUACUGAUAAAGCAAACUACACAGCAUAUCCACUUAAUCAGGUCAACACAUAUUCGACACCAAGCGUGGCAACUUCGAUGCAUUCAAAUUCCACCUCAAAUAUAAAUCUGACCGGUGGAUUUCAAAGUCUGUUUGCUGGUCCAAUCCAUGGUGGUACGUUUAAUGUGUACAUUAACCACGCUAACAACGUUUCUCCACCUAAUCCACCAAGAAAACGUCUAAGAAUUAUUGAAAGCGAUAGCGAUUCACAGUGACAUGUACUUUAAAUCGCACGCGCUGUGUAAACUUAUAGUGUGACGUCAUUUGCCAGGCCACAUGUAUUUGUAAUUGUUAAAAAGACUGAUUAUAAUAAUCUAAAAGUGUUAAAAAUUGAAUUGAAGCACAUGAUAUAUUGUGAUAGUUUUAGAAGUGUUUUCAAAGUAAGAAAAAUAAACGUAUUGAUGUUUAGCGUUGCACUAUUUUCUUGGCUCAUUAAGUAGAAACCGCAUUACUCCUUUGGCUUUUAUUUGUUAAAGGGGAAGUGUGAUCAUUCUUGACACACUUUUACUGCGUAUAUGGUUUAUGUGAUAAAAAGAAUCUUACAUUCGUGUCUUUCCAUAUUGAAUUUA
Mercenaria mercenaria is the source of this 2059-nucleotide messenger RNA. RefSeq lists its product as uncharacterized. NCBI's taxonomy places the organism in Eukaryota, Metazoa, Mollusca, Bivalvia, Venerida, Veneridae. Bases 119 to 1705 code for a protein of 528 amino acids. The transcript is spliced from 2 exons. The record is from RefSeq and is a predicted model, not a curated record. Gene Ontology annotation, biological process: DNA integration; DNA recombination. Gene Ontology annotation, molecular function: DNA binding.